AGCCUUGGGUACAAGAGUCCUAUCCGCAGUGUAAUGCAGGAUAUCUGGGGAAAUGAUCUUACUGGUGUUGAAGGACUUGAUCCCAAUCGCCAUGAGAGAUAUAAGCAGUUGAUUGCCUCUCACACUCUCAGUGAUGAAGAUACUAUUGAACUGAAGCAGGCACUGGCAUCAGCCAUUGUUGAAAAUGACAUUCUGCAGGCCAAACUUAACAAUGCUCGUCAUGAAAUUCAAGGCAAACUAGGAAAGACAAAUGAAGUCCUUGAUGACUGCAGAAAACAUCUGGCAAAGUCUCAAGCUGAAAAUAUGGAGCUGCGUACAACUCUGGAGCAAGAACGUGAACAAUCCCAAGCAAUGGAGGAGCGUAUUCAUAAACUGGAGCUUUUGGUACAGCAGGUUCAAGAUGACAAUGAAGAAUUGGAAGAAGAACUAGAUCAUACACUGUCUAUGCUGGACAGGUCCAUAUCAGAGAAUAAGCCUGACAUCUCUGCUCUUAAAGAGCAGAAUGCAGAACUCCAUGGUCGAGCUUCAGUUAUAGAGACUGAGAACAGUUCAUUGAAAAAGGAGAUGGAUGACUUAAAGAGGAGCCACUCUAAAUCUGUACAUACAAUCAGGGAGUUGCGGGAAUGUUUGGAUAAACUGCGUGAGGAACGGACAGAUCUUCUUCAUAAACUUAAAUGCAUGGAGCAGACACACAAUGAGUCUAAAGUCAAAACUAUCAUCAGCAACUACCAGGAAAAGGGAGCCAUCGAUGAGGCUGAACGUGAAUACCAAUCCAACAGCCUAAAUUGGUCUAAUGGCCAUCUGUCUCCUGGUCAUCACCGAAGCAGCACUCGCAAUGAUGAUAUUGUUUCCCUUAGUACACAAUCCAAAGCUGGCACACCCAACAUUUCUAGUAUCACACAAGUUGCUCCAAGUCCUGCACGUAACUUAAGCUACAGCAUGGAAGAUUUGUCUCCUACAGUUCCAUCAAAUUAUCGAGAAAUUUACCCACACAGAAAGUCCAGGUAUCAGAGUCUAACCUCUGAUAGGUGCAGCAGCCCAGAUCCACAUGCAUCACCAGUAAACUUUAUCACCUACCCAGAUCUGCAGCCCAAUCCAAACAAGCUAGAUCUAGAUGAGGACUUCAAAAGAAGAAUGCAAAGCCCACCACCUAUCAGCAGAUCAGGUCCAGCUGCCUCCGUAGAUGAGUUCCCCAUAAAGAAACCCAUUCCCUAUCGCCCUUACCACAGUAGAAAUGAAACAGCCAGCUCUUUGCAUGCUAAACACUCGGCUAGUCCAACCAGAAAGGAAGCUGUUUCAAUAGUAUUCAUGAAGAUUCCCCAACAAGAACAUCACAAAGUCUUAGAGAAAGUCAGACUAUGAGCAGGAGUCCAGGUCGCAGCGUCACAGCUGACAGGUUAAAUGUGUCCUUUAAUGAUGUGCUUGACAUUAAAAAGAGACGGCCAAGCCCAAGCCCUGUUUCCUUUGGUGAGAACAGAAAAGGAAUCUUAAAAAAUGGGAAAACGUUCAACACUCGUGGAAGGGACAGGAGUGCCAGUCCACGAUUUGCCUAUCGUAGUCACUCCCCACCAACUCGACUGUCUCCAGAGCUUCAUAAGAGCAGGAGCACCACUAACAACAAGCCUCUGUUCCCUCAUGCUGGUGCUGGGGACAUCGCCAGAAGCUUAAGUAAAGAAGACGCGAAGCUUGAUGGGUUUAGGAAACUUCAUCGUUCCAAGUCCUGGUUUGAACUACAGCUUGAAAAUGAAGAAGUUCCUAACGUGGUUGAACUUAUAAAGAAGCUUAGUCAGGAACCCAUUGCACUUUCUGAUGAACAGAGGCGCUAUGCCAAUGAGCUAAUUAAGAAGUACACUGGUGUCAGUGUCUGAGCUGGACUAAGGAAAAUUCAUCACUGGGCUAAACUCAGUUGCAGGUCUUUGAAAAAUGGAGAAACACUAAGCAUUAUCAGCUGCUUUCUGAUGAAAAAGAAGACCGACUGAUCAUCAUAAUGAGCUACAUACAAUCUUCAAUUUUACUGCUGAAUUUUUUUUUUUGUACCUUGAAAGUUUUAUUUCAAAAUGUAUUAUUAUUGAAAUGCCAUGUAGAUGAAUGUAGCAAACUUAAGUGAUUUCACCAGAAUGAUUAUACUUAUUUUCAUUUAUUUAGUUUAAAAGAAAAAAUGCUUUUCUGGAAAAAUACCAAAAUUUGUUCCUUUGCUCUUUGUGGCCCUUAUGAUGUUUUAAGAGUUUGAGGUUGAAAAUAAGACACAUACGCAUUAUUUAAUGAUUAUUAAAUAUUACUUUUGCUGAAAAAUUAGUGCUUCCAUUAUGAGAGAUUUUUAAAUUUAUGAACUAUAAUUAAUAAGCAUCUCCUUGUGACCUGGCACUGAACAAAGAAGUCGUACUCGUACUACAUUAAUUUAGCAGACUUAUUACAUUUACCUUAAUUCAGACUAAUGUUAUGUAUGGACAUUUUUCUUUAUAUGCCAGUGUGAUCCCUGAAUUAGGUAACAUGAAUUAUGAAGACACUGUUUUUCUUUCAGAAAGCAAUUAGAAAUUUGAUGCUUUCUUUGGUGAUGUUAUACAGCACAUAUGGAUUUUAUAUAACUUAAAAAUAACUCUAAAACAAAAAUAUACCUUUUAAUUCUGUGAUAUUGCGCAAAAUCAGAUCUUCACCGAAUGGAUUUUGUUUUUACAUUGACCACAUCCAAGUUAACUUAAGAUAAAUCUAGUCGCUUUUAUUCAGUAUUACAUGUACCACCUCACCAUUUGAUUUUGGAUAUAUGGGUUGGUGAGAGAAAAUAUAUUGUGUUUUUUGCAAGCAAAACUAUAUAUACUUGAUAUAUAGAUGCACUCUAUGUGUCCUAAAUAACAUCAAAAAAAAAAAAUGCCUUUAUUGGUUUACAAAUUAUGAUUUAUGGAAGUUCAAAUAAAUGAAACCAUUUGAUUUACAAUAAUUUAUAAAUAAAAAAUGCACUUGCCGUAUUCACUUUUUAUAUAUUUUAGUGCCUUUUUAGCGCAAUGAACGCACAUUUGUAUUAAAUAAUGUAUAUUCCUGCAAGCUCCAUGCUACUUACAGAAUAAUUAGUAUUGAACACAUGACUCGGUAUUGAACAUGACUGUUCCUUUUGCCAAGGUUUUGUAUUUUAUAAAAAGUACUUAAUUUAGUUUGUUGUCAAAUUCACUUUAGAUAUGACCCAUAAGAAAAUCAAACACAUAUAUAAGAACAUACCUCUGUGAGCACAACAAAUCCAAGUGCCUCUUUGUAUAGUUUGAGCUGGGAAUGGCAAUUUCCAUAGCAACUAAUCAAUUAUUGCUCUCCAUUCUUACUCAUUACUGAUAUUUGGAAACACUUGAAAUUUAAAAUGUUAUGAAUUGGUGAGAAUUGGUACAUGUGCAUGCCUGCGAACACACAUUUACAUGUCCAUCCUGUUCAUGAAAAUGUAAAGUGUGGCUGCAUGCAGGUGGUAUAAUGUCAAAUGCCUGUUUACAUGUUUACAUGAACACAAUCAUGGUAGCAAGCCCAAAUGCUGUGAUUUUUGUCUUUUCUAACCCUAUACCAGUUUAUAGUUGCAGAACAUCACAGCUGAUGUGUUUUGUAUGAUAAAAUGUAAAUGGAUAUUUGCAGUUCCUUCCAUUAUAUUGCAAAGCUUUACUGUGAUCUAGUAUAUUCCAGUACAACCUUAGAACAUUUUAUUAUUAUAGCAGAGCUAGAUGUAAUUAAUUUUAAUGUUUGCUAUACAUUUUCAUAUUUUUUCUACACUAUUUUGUUUUUAGUGCACAGUUUGCUUUAGUUUUGGCAUUGCUUUUUGAUUCCAUUGAAAUUUAACAAUAAAAAGAAAAUGUAAGUGUCUUCAAAACUUAAAAUGGAUGUAGUAUAUUUAUUUUUUAACUUAUGAACACCAGAGAGCAGGAUGUUGCAACCAAGCAUUCUGAUGGAGAUUUUUCUUUUUCAAAGACGUACACUAAAGUGAAUUACAAUUGGACCUAAACUGUAAUGAGUAUGAAAUUCUACAUCUAUGUUCAAGAAAACUUGUGUACUUAUGUUAUCAUAUGCAGUCAAAGUUUUAGAACAGAAGAAGAAAAUUUAUGAUGCAUAAAUAAAUUUCAGGUCUCCAUUGGCUAACUACCUCUUCUGCAAUGCAGCAUAACGUGAUAUGGGUAUGGAAGCUAUAAAUGAAUGAGUCCAUCUAAGUCUUAUCAACCUUAAUAACCUGUUUUGAUGUUUGUAAAUUAUUUUCUCACCAAAGUGUCUGCCAAAAUGUUUUUGUAGUAGAAGAAAUAUAUAGCUGGCUUGUAGAUUUGAAGAGUAUAAAUAAGUGUGUCAUCUGGAAUACAUUAUUAUUCAUCCUUUUAAAAAGAGGCAAUUUAAAAUGCUUGUAUUUAAAAACAGAUUUACUCGCCAACUUUCAUUCAUAGAAAAAGCUGUUUCAGAUCUUUAUAUUGAUAUAUUGGCAUUUUCGGAAAAUUACAUGAAUACAAAUUUUAGAUGCUUUGGAUCUUAUGGAGGUCAAGAACAUAGGUAAAGGCCAGAAAAACAUUUUCAGAGAAAAUAACAUAAAUUUAGACAAAGAGCUCAUUCUGAUCCAAGAUAUCUUUUCAUAAAUAACCACUUCCAGCUGUUUCUAACCAAGAUCAAUCACCAAAAUAUAUCAGCUUAAGUAUGCAGCCUUCACAUUACAGUAGGCCAAACAUCACAAGUGAUAAUACACAUUUAAAUGUUCUAAAGGCCCACUUUGGUCAAACUCUUUUUCCUUUUUUUCAUCUUAUCUUAUAAUCUUAUCUACUUACCUAUUUUUUUGCUUAAUGUUUUGUGCCUGUGAUAUAUAAAUAAGAAAUUUAAAACAUUUACAUUUUGAAGUUAUGUUUUUAUUUGUAAAUGAUUAAAUAAAUUCAUCAAACAUUUAUGUUUUUCAGUGUUUACAUAUCAUCUAAUAUGAUACUUUUAAAGUCCUUGAUUAACUUUCUUUCAAUUUCUUUUUGUUUAAAUAGAAAAUUUAAACACCAAAUAAGAGUGGUCAUUUUUAUGAAAAGAAAGUGUAACAGAAACCAAAAAAAGUAUUGUGAAAAUAAAUAAAAAUUCUGUUUAGAGACUGAUUUUGAUUUUUCAGAUCUACAAAGCCUCUAGAAGUGCGUAAAUUAUAUCUUUUAAGUGACAAUACAUUCAAUUUCUUAUCACAAGGUCCUCUGAUUGCAACAGUAAUUUAUGGAUAUUUGAAAAGCUUCUUUGGCUAUGGGAUUAAGUUGCUGGCAUGUCUAUAACUUGUCGAAUUUAAUCUGUGCAUAACUAACUUACUGUGUAGCGCAUAAGUAACUAGUAUUUCUUUAGUUAGAGCAAAUGUAUGUCUGCUACAUGUCAGUCUACAUUUCUUUUUAGUGAUGGCACCCCUGCCUAAAUGCAUCCUUUAAUGCUAUGCAACAUACAAUAUUUCUAGUCCCUUACAGGUGAUUUUCAUUCCUACU
Molecule: messenger RNA, 5441 nt
Organism: Pomacea canaliculata
Lineage: Eukaryota; Metazoa; Mollusca; Gastropoda; Architaenioglossa; Ampullariidae
Product: rootletin-like
Exons: 6
Coding region: 34-1362 (442 amino acids)
Source: RefSeq, a predicted model, not a curated record